GUUGUUGAUUACUUUUCCAAUGAGAACAGAAUGUUUGUACAGUAUUACCGCAUCUACCUGAGCAUAAAGUUGUAGGCACACCUUAGAGGGACGCUCAGUUCCUCGAUGCUGCACCCAGGCAACGGCAAAACCACCAAGAACCACAACCAUCGACGCAAACAAUGCUCUUGUUGAUGCUCUUGACUAAUUAUUGAUCGUCAUACGGUACCACCAUGGAAGACACCAAGAAAGCAGCAUCAAAGAAGACUGCAACUGCUGCUGCCACUGGAAAGAAGAAGCGUGCCAAUUCGCGCCCAGCACAAGAAGGAAAGAGUGCCAAGAAGAAGAAGAAAGAUGCCGAAGUUGCCGUAGCGGUUCCAGCCGUCGCCACUGCUGCUACUGCUGCUGCUGGCGGUAAAAAGAGGAAAAAGAAUGCCGCUCCUGCCGGUGCCACUCCGAGCAAUCUUCCCAUGGCGUCUCUGCCAGUCAGUGCUACCACAAGCAGUGCGGCUCCAUCUGAUGCGGUGGGUCCGUCAGCUUCGAUUUCUACACCCAAUGCUACAGUGGACCUGGAGUUGAAAACAAAACCUUUGGUGGAUCAAGUACUGUAUCGGCUGACGGAGGGAGUGCCGAGAAUGGAACUCAAGACAAUGGACAAGGAAGCUGACGAAUGUGAGCGGGAGUUGCUGAGGGAAAUCCAAAUGAUGGAAGCUUCGUUAGAGAACUUGCAAGAGGGAAAAGCGGGGCUUGGUCUUCCUCUUGACGACACAGCAGGCGAUGGGGACAAGAAAGAAGCAGCAUCUACAAAGAAAAAGGCAAAGAGUAAAGCAGAAAAGGGGAAUUUGGAGGCUUUGGGGAUGACUCCAGAAGAACUCGACCAACAAGUGGACAUCAUAUUGGACAAUCCACUAACGCCUCUGGAUAAAUACUACACUCUAUCAGCGCUGGUGGGAAGACUUCGAGAUGACUUGGCUGUGCCAUCGACUCGAGCGCCCUCUGCAGCAGUAUUGGCAGCGACGACAGCUGCUGGAAAUAAAAAGAAAAAAGCCAACAGCAUUCCUGCACCCACGUACUCUCAACUCAUGGCCAUGGCAAACGACAAUCCAAAUUUCACAAUGAUCCAUCCCGAUCCACCCACACAACUGUUGCAGGUGUGGCGGAAAAUUGCAAGUCACCGGACUUCGACAGUGUUUCGAAAACCCGUAAAGCCAGAAGAUGCGCCGGGGUAUGCAGAGAGAAUACUCUUUCCAAUGGACCUCAGUCUGGUUCGAAAAAUGAUUGUGGCAAAAAUACUCACGUCCUAUUCGGACGUUCAUCAGAAGAUUCGAUUGAUUUGUCACAAUUGUGUCAAGUACAAUGGCAGAGAAAGCGACUAUGGCGUUGUAGCCCGGGAUUUUGAGGCUUGUGUGGACGAAUACAUAUAUAAUGCCGUGCAACAACCUGUGGCACAGGGAUCGGCACCCACUGGUAAGCUUCAGGCGCUCAAGGCUGUCGCUAGUGGAAGGGCGUCACCAAAGAAUUUCACGAGCGGUCGAGCGUCGCCCAAAACGAUUGGCAUGACCAGUGGGAGAGCAUCACCGAAACUUGGCAUGGGGAGACUUCCUACCAACAAGAAAUUGGCACCAGCCACAGCCACAGCUCCAUCGUCUGCUGCUGUAUCUAUGGCAGCAGCAGCUGCCGCCGCUGCCGCCGCUGCGAAGCCUCCACCAGCACCCAAGACAACAGGGAAGAAGACAAAGUAAUAGUUCAUGAAACUAAAGGAAAGUACAAAAUGCAGCGUACCAAUUCCAAAACUAUAUAGGAUUGUCUUACAUCU
This is a messenger RNA of Seminavis robusta, 1795 nucleotides long. The record is from the annotation of a GenBank genome assembly. NCBI's taxonomy places the organism in Eukaryota, Bacillariophyta, Bacillariophyceae, Naviculales, Naviculaceae.